AUGACUGCGAACAAGGGAGCACUUUUAAAGAGAAGACUAAUCAAAGCAAACAGAGUGAACAAGCCUAUUCCUGCGUGGAAGAGGAUGAUUCCAGGAAACAAGCAGCACUACAACACAAAGAGAAGACACUUUUUGCGUACUAAGCUGAAGUACCACGAAUAG
Messenger RNA from Nematocida major, 162 nucleotides. Its product is annotated as large subunit ribosomal protein L39e. Gene Ontology annotation, biological process: translation. The transcript has a single exon. Gene Ontology annotation, cellular component: ribosome. Gene Ontology annotation, molecular function: structural constituent of ribosome. NCBI's taxonomy places the organism in Eukaryota, Fungi, Microsporidia. Bases 1 to 162 code for a protein of 53 amino acids. The record is from RefSeq and is a predicted model, not a curated record.